GAAAGAUAAGAAAGGAGUUUCGGUUGCGAACCAAACCGAAGCCGAUUAGUAACAGCGACCGUCACUUCAAUGCUCUCUGCCCAUAUAAAAAUGGGCUCUAGCCACUCUCAGCAGCCAUCGUAACUCUAUUCCCCCGUCUCUGUGUAGACUAUAGCAUGUCCGCCAUUCGCAGCUCCAAUUAUAACCCCUAACUGGAAUACAAAAACUUCAACGUCCAUUUCACCGUUUCACAUCAGAACUCGAUAGUCUUCUGGAAGAUGGAUAUUCUCUUCGCCCAGAUCCAAGCGGACCUCCGCUCCAAUGACGCUCUCCGACAGACCGGCGCUCUCCUCCAGGCCCUCCAGCAAUCUGCUGCCGGCCGAGACAUUUCCGUCCUCGCCAAGUCCGCCGUGGAGGAAAUCGUGGUCCCGGCUUCUGCCGUGUCCAAGAAGCUCGCCUUCGACCUCAUCCGCUCCACCCGCCUCACUGCCGACCUAUGGGACACCGUCUGCUCCGGCGUCCGCAACGAUCUUGACUUUCCCGAUCCCGACGUCAUCUCCGCCGCCGUUUCUAUCCUCGCUGCGUUACCCUCCCAUCGCCUCGGCAAGCUCAUCGCCGAUUCAAGCAAGGAGAUCGAGAGCUGCUUCGGCUCUCCGAGCGAUAAUCUCCGCUUCUCCAUCACGGAAACCCUAGGUUGCAUCCUCGCCCGCGACGAUGUCGUCACGCUUUGCGAGAACAGUGUGAACCUCCUCGACAGGGUCUCCAAUUGGUGGACCCGUAUUGGCCAGAACAUGCUCGAUAAAUCGGACAACGUCUCGAAGGUCGCGUUCGAGUCCAUGGGCAGGUUGUUCCAGGAGUUCGAUUCGAAGAGAAUGAGCAGACUGGCGGGUGAUAAGCUAGUCGAUAGUGAGAACUCGCUUGCGAUUCGGUCGAAUUGGGUUUCGUCGAUGGUGGACUUCGUGUGGAAGAGGCGGAACGCGUUGAUGGCGAGGUCCUUGGUCCUACCAGUCGAGAGUUUCAAGGCCACGGUGUUUCCUAUAGUCUAUGCGGUGAAGGCCGUGGCUUCGGGUUCCGUCGAGGUCAUUCGAAAGCUAUCUAAGUCUUCAUCUGGUGGCACCAAUGGGAGGACUGUUGUGGAUUCGAAUGCUGAAAGGUUGGUCGGAGUUUCCGACGUGGUUUCGCAUCUGGCGCCGUUCUUAGCGUCGUCGUUGGACCCAGCUUUGAUUUUCGAAGUGGCGAUUAAUAUGUUGUAUUUGGCCGAUGUGCCUGGAGGGAAGCCGGAAUGGGCUUCGCAGUCGACUAUUGCGAUUCUCACGCUUUGGGAUAGGGAGGAAUUCUCGUCUGCAAGAGAGAGUAUUGUCAGGGCUGUUGUUACGAAUCUACACCUCCUCGAUCUUCAUAUGCAGGUUUCAUUGUUUAAGAGGCUGCUUCUUAUGGUAAGAAACUUAAGGGCAGAAUCAGACCGCAUGCAUGCCUUGGCAUGUGUUUGUAGGACAGCUCUCUGUGUUGAUCUUUUUGCAAAGGAAAGCGUUCGAAGAGGUCAGAAACCUCUAGCAGGAACUGAUAUUGCUUCUCUUUUUGAGGACACAAGAAUAAAAGAUGAUCUUAAUAGUGUUACGAGUAAAAGCUUAUUUAGGGAGGAGUUAGUGGCAUCCCUGGUGGAAAGUUGCUUUCAGCUGUCUCUACCUUUGCCUGAGCAAAAGAACUCGGGUAUGGAGAGCAGGGUCAUUGGAGCUUUAGCAUAUGGAACUGGCUAUGGUGCACUAAAUUGGACAGAGCCUGCAUUGGAAGUGGUGGAAGUUUGUAGACCUUGUGUCAAAUGGGACUGUGAUGGCCGAACCUAUGCAAUUGAUUGCUACCUGAAGUUGCUCGUUAGGUUGUGCCAUAUCUUUGAUAAGGGAGGUGUAAAAACAGUUAAGGGUGGUGCUUCUCAGGAUCAGAUUUUAAAUGAGACAAGGUUGCAGAACUUGCAGCGUGAACUUGUGAAAGACCUACGCGAGGUGAAUACCCCUAGAGUAUGUGCCCGCAUUGUUUGGGCUAUUGCAGAACACAUAGAUCUAGAAGGAUUGGAUCCACUUCUAGCUGAUGAUCCUGAUGAUCCGCUUAACAUAAUUAUAGCAAAUAUGCAUAAAGUUUUGUUCAACAUAGAUUCAUCUGCUGAUACCACGAAUAGGCUUCAAGAUGUUCAGGCUGUUCUUUUAUGUGCUCAGCGGUUGGGUUCACGUCACCCAAGGGCAGGGCAGUUACUGACUAAAGAACUUGAAGAGUUUAGAACCAAUGGUUUGGCUGAUUCUGUCAACAAGCAUCAGUGCCGCCUAAUAUUGCAGAGACUCAAAUAUGUUGCAAGUCAUCUAGAGAGCAGGUGGGCAGGGGUUAGUGAAGCCAGAGGAGAUUACCCAUUUAGCCACCACAAACUAACUGUUCAGUUUUAUGAGGCAUCUGCUGCUCAGGAUAGAAAGUUGGAAGGAUUGGUUCACAAGGCUAUUUUAGAGCUAUGGAGGCCUGACCCUAGUGAAUUAACUCUUUUGCUGACUAAAGGAGUCGACUCUACUCUACUGAAGGUUCCUCCAACUGCAAUUACUUUGACCGGUAGCAGUGAUCCAUGCUAUGUUGAAGCAUACCAUUUAGCUGAUUCGGGUGAUGGAAGGAUCACUCUUCAUUUAAAGGUCUUAAAUUUAACAGAACUUGAACUGAAUCGGGUGGACAUUCGAGUUGGGUUAUCUGGUGCAUUAUAUUUUAUGGAUGGGUCUCCUCAAGCAAUUCGGCAACUGCGUAAUCUUGUUUCACAGGAUCCAGUACUCAGCAGUGUGACAGUGGGUGUAUCCCAUUUUGAGAGGUGUGCCCUUUGGGUUCAAGUAUUAUACUAUCCAUUCUAUGGGAGUGGUGCUGCAGGAGAUUAUGAGGGUGACUACGCAGAGGAGGAUCCACAAAUCAUGAGACAAAAGAGAAGCUUAAGACCAGAACUGGGAGAGCCUGUGAUUUUGAGAUGUCAACCUUACAAAAUUCCACUCACUGAGCUUCUUUUGCCCCAUAAAAUCUCUCCUGUUGAAUUUUUCCGUCUAUGGCCUAGUUUGCCUGCUAUAAUGGAGUACACAGGUACAUAUACAUAUGAAGGAAGUGGCUUCAAGGCUACAGCUGCACAACAGUAUGGUGCAUCGCCUUUCUUAAGUGGACUGAAAUCUCUGUCAUCUAAGCCAUUCCACAGAGUUUGUUCACAUAUUAUCCGGACGGUGGCAGGGUUUCAGCUUUGUUUUGCUGCAAAAACUUGGUAUGGGGGCUUCUUGGGCAUGAUGAUAUUUGGGGCCAGUGAAGUGAGCAGAAAUGUAGAUUUGGGAGAUGAGACAACUACCAUGAUGUGCAAAUUUGUGGUUCGAGCUUCUGAUGCAUCAAUUACAAAGGAGAUUGGAUCAGACCUACAGGGAUGGUUAGAUGACCUUACUGAUGGGGGUGUGGAAUACAUCCCUGAAGAUGAAGUGAAGGUGGCUGCUGCUGAGAGGCUUAGGAUCUCAAUUGAACGAAUUGCCUUACUAAAGGCAGCCCAACCUCGACCAAAGACUCCUAAAUCGGAUGAUGAAGAGGAGGAGAAUGAAGGGGAAGAUGAAGAGGAAGACGAGGAUAAAAAGAAGAAAAAGAAGGAAGACAAGAAAGAUGGUGAGGAAGAUGGAAAAACAAAGGGACCUUCAACCCUGUCGAAGUUAACUGCAGAGGAGGCUGAACAUCGUGCUCUUCAAGCUGCAGUACUCCAGGAGUGGCACAUUCUGUGUAAAGAGAGGAACCGGAGUUAACCUAUACGUUCACUUUUCCCUUUUAUAAGAGAUUAUGAAUAUAUCCUUUGCAUUCACAUGUAUUCUAUUUAUGGCAUAUGGAUUAGGUGGUAGUUGAAAAUCUGAUGGCGGAGUGCUGCUCUCUUCUGUUUAUUUUUUUAUUUUUUUGAGUUUUUGGUUCUUUUGCCCGCUUUUUUUACUUCCGAGGGGAAAUCCCUUGUACAUCCUGUAUCGGCUGAUUAUUGCUAUGUUGUUCACUGAGAGAAUUUACUUGCAAGGAAUGCGAUUUGUGAUUACUUUUUCUUUCA
Molecule: messenger RNA, 4051 nt
Organism: Juglans microcarpa x Juglans regia
Lineage: Eukaryota; Viridiplantae; Streptophyta; Magnoliopsida; Fagales; Juglandaceae
Product: protein TPLATE-like
Biological process (GO): endocytosis
Source: RefSeq, a predicted model, not a curated record